This is a messenger RNA of Rhododendron vialii, 1193 nucleotides long. RefSeq names its product mitochondrial outer membrane protein porin of 34 kDa. The transcript is spliced from 6 exons. The coding region runs from base 126 to 956 and encodes 276 amino acids. Gene Ontology annotation, biological process: monoatomic anion transmembrane transport. NCBI's taxonomy places the organism in Eukaryota, Viridiplantae, Streptophyta, Magnoliopsida, Ericales, Ericaceae. The record is from RefSeq and is a predicted model, not a curated record. Gene Ontology annotation, cellular component: mitochondrial outer membrane. Gene Ontology annotation, molecular function: voltage-gated monoatomic anion channel activity.
AAAUACUGGUAAUAUUAGGGCUCCUUAAAUCCUCACCUCUUCCUUCGGAGCAGAAAGAACAUUCUCUCUCUUCUCCUCCCUCCCUCCCUCCCUCCCUCUCUCUCUAGAUUCUCCUCUUCGAAAUCAUGGCCAAGGGUCCCGGUCUCUACACCGAUAUCGGAAAGAAAGUUCGAGAUCUUCUCUACAAAGACUACCACAGCGACCACAAGCUCACCAUCACGACUUACUCGCCGACUGGAGUCGCUAUUACUUCAUCUGCAGUCAAGAAGGGCGACCUAUUUCUUGCUGAUGUCAAUACCCAGCUGAAGAACAAGAACAUCACUACUGAUAUCAAAGUGGACACCAGUUCCAAUCUCUUUACCACUAUCACGGUCGAUGAACCUUGCCCUGGGUUGAAGACAAUCUUAAGCUUCAAAGUUCCUGAUCAAAGGUCUGGCAAGUUGGAACUUCAAUACUUGCAUGAUUAUGCGGGGGUAAGCUCAAGCGUUGGGUUGACAGCAAACCCGAUAGUCAACUUCUCAGGUGUGGUGGGAACAAAUGUUGUUGCACUUGGGACUGAUGUCUCCUUUGACACAAAGGAGGGGAACUUCACCAAGUGCAAUGCUGGGUUGAGCUUCACCAAUGCAGACCUUAUUGCAGCAUUGACCCUGAAUGACAAGGGUGAGACUUUGAAUGCAUCUUACUACCAUUCGGUGAGGCCAUUGACUUCCACAGCUGUUGGGGGGGAGAUAUCUCACAGCUUCUCGACCAAUGAGAAUACCAUUACCGCUGGCACUCAGCAUUCAUUGGACCCUUUCACCACAGUGAAGGCACGAGUUAACAACUUUGGCAAGGUAAGUGCCCUCAUUCAGCAUGAGUGGCGACCAAAGUCACUUUUCACAAUUUCUGGAGAAGUAGAUACCAAGGCUAUUGACAAGACAGCCAAGUUUGGACUGGCCUUGGCUCUCAAACCCUAGGUGGGCUCUUCAGCUCAUUUGGUUUGUAGCAAUAAGGUGGGCACAAAGAACUAAGUGUAGUUGCCUGUUUAGACUUUCUUUUGCUGCUGUCAGGUUUUUCUCAUCUCCUUGCAGGUUUUGAUUGCAAACGUACUUUUUAGAUGGUUUCCUGAAAUUGUGUCGAUACUUAGUUGUGACAUUUCAUCCCUUGUUAACCUGGGAUGAGCACAUGAUAUUUGAAGAGCUUUUCUUCUUUCA